Tricharina praecox is the source of this 733-nucleotide messenger RNA. RefSeq lists its product as uncharacterized. The transcript has 2 exons. The record is from RefSeq and is a predicted model, not a curated record. Lineage: Eukaryota; Fungi; Ascomycota; Pezizomycetes; Pezizales; Pyronemataceae. The coding region runs from base 100 to 552 and encodes 150 amino acids.
CGCACUCUACAUAAGCGUUGAUUUGAGAUCUGCUCGCUUCAUGCCCAGAGCCUCAAACCAGCCGCAUCGCAUGCUCGCACCGAGAGUGCUUGUACUCUUAUGGAACCACGUCGUCAAUUGGCUGCUUUCAUAUCACUUUUUUUGUUGGUUGAGCUGCGCGCUAUGGCAAGAGACCUAUCGCCUUCGCUGUUGUUUCUCCUGCGCUGGCCGCCCCUCCAACUCGUUGAUCAUUCAUCGAGCCUCAGCGUUUUCUUCUCUACUGCGUAUUCCGUCCAACCGCUUCCACACGGCCCGCACUUCUUAGGUCAGCACCAGCUUUCAGCUCGUCCACGAACCUCCAUCCGCGGCGGGGGUUAUUAUCAGGCAGUGCUUUUCCCACUCGGCGCUUUCUUCUGCACUUCGCCUCCCUCCCACGGACUCGAGCGACAAGCGGUGCCACCGGUAUCCCAGCUCUCCCAAUCUCUUGCAACUACCUCGACUGCCUGUCGCGGUAGCAUUCGGUCAGAUAGCUCCUCACGAGGCUACGGUUACACAGAGCAACGAUUGGGCUGACUGAGAUCUCACCUGUCCAGUCACUGUCUACCCGAAAGUUGGACGUUCCUACAACGUCCUUCACUCCUCCACGACGAGUUCACAUCAGAACCACCCCGCAAAUUCAAAUACAGACGAGAGCGAAAGCAGUUUUUUCGACGAUUUCAAGGAUUUCAGAACCGCAAAAAUUUCCGCCGCAAAG